Xiphias gladius (swordfish) is the source of this 1585-nucleotide messenger RNA. RefSeq names its product C2 calcium dependent domain containing 4A (gene c2cd4a). The record is from RefSeq and is a predicted model, not a curated record. Bases 59 to 1585 code for a protein of 508 amino acids. Lineage: Eukaryota; Metazoa; Chordata; Actinopteri; Istiophoriformes; Xiphiidae. The transcript is spliced from 3 exons.
AUGCAAGCAUCCAUGCGAGGGCGUGCUGAGACACUGGAAAUAGAGGACGGAGCACAGGAUGCUAGAUGUGCUGCUCUUGACAAGAGAGAACCUCCACCUGCUGUCAAGAGAGCCUCAGAGAAGUUCAAAACACCCUGGACUUUUAGCUGGAACUAUCAGUCCACCCUGCUUAGGACAACUUUGUGGAUUAUCCAUAUCUUCAGAAUAUAAGCGUUUCCCCAUUUCUACCAGAGGAUCCAUGUGGGUGGUGGAGAAGAUCCGUGUGUCAGUGGAGAGAUCUAACCUGCCUAUCCCAACAGCCGAACUCAGCUUUAAAAUCGGUGACAUCAUGUUUGGCGAAAAAGCUGACAAACCCAAAAGGAUUUCCCUCUGUCCAAAUGUCAUCACUCCUGACAACAUCCCAGAGUUCUGCAUCCCUCCAACAAUCCCAUCCCUUCAGGAGAUGAAGAAUAUGGAGCAGAGCCGAGCCGCUCGUGUUAUCAAGGUCUCACCCUGUGAGAGGGUUAGUCCUGAAAUAGAGGUGACACAACAUGAGUCUCUCAACCCACACAUUAUCCAGGUGGAGAGUGUGGAUGAGAGCCCCUAUGAUGGCUGCAGUGACGAGGAGGCCACCAAUGCAGAUCCCCAGAGUCAGGCUGCCUUGUCCCUUCCACACCUGGCUAAAGCGCAGACCUGCUAUGGCUUUUGCACCUUACUGGAGAGCCCCCACACCAGAAGGAAGGAGUCGCUCUUCCACUCUGAUCCUGGCUCCUCUCCACUGCUGCUGCACAGGAGUCGAUCCAGUAUGUGCUCCAAAGUCUCCCCCUCCACCUCACCUUCCUCCUCUCCUUCCUCUUUCAGUCUUAACACCCUGACCUCGAGGCUUUACCCGAGAUGCUACACAAUGAACUGGCAGACCACUCUGGACAGUGAUACGACUUCCUCUACUGAAUCCUCUCCUUUCAGCUCGCCUCUGCUGACCAGGUGCCCUGCCAAGUCUUCCCUCUUCAAAGCACUGAGUCAUGAACUACUGUUAUCAAGGAACAUGAGGAGGGCAAUGGUGUCCAGAAACAAUUCUCUAUCCACAGAUGAAGGCAGCUCCACAGACAACAGCCCCAAUGUCAUGAGGAGGGCAUCAGAUGGGUUAGCUGAAGGCCUGCCCAGCAACUACAGCCUGGCACCGCCCACCAUCAUCCCCAUGGACUUGACUCUGCACAGAGAGAGGGUAAUGAAGGAGAGAAUGGUACCCAUAGGGAAAGAUGGCAGCCUGAGACUCUCAGCAGAGUACUGUCCAGAUAACCAAAGGCUACGGGUUCGACUGAUCAGUGCUGAGGGCCUCUAUCCUCUCUCUGUAGAUCCUAAGAUUAUCAACUGCAGCAUCAGCCUCUAUCUAGUUCCUGGAAAAGUCCAGAAGCAACGCAGCACAGUCAUCAGAAAGAGCCGUAAUCCAAUCUUCAAUGAGGAUUUCUUCUUUGAUGGUAUCUCAGAAGAAGACGUCAGCCAGCGGUCCCUUCGCUUUAAAGUGGUGAACAAAAUGUCCACCCUGAAAAGAGACUAUCUCCUUGGUGAUUGUGAUUUGCCUCUUUCUAGCAUUGUAAUAUUAUAA